GGGCGGGCCGGGGGCGGCGGGGCUCAGACCCGAGCCUCGAGGCCGGCCGCGGGUCCCCCCCCGCGGGUGUCGUUGAUGUUCGGGGCUGCCGGGCGCCCAGCGAUCGGAGCUGCAGCUCCCGGGAACAGCUGGCAUUUCAGCCGGACCAUGGAGGAGUUGGUACAUGACCUUGUCUCAGCCCUGGAGGAGAGCUCAGAGCAGGCCCGCGGGGGCUUUGCGGACACGGGUGACCAUUCUCGAAGCCUCUCCUGCCCACUGAAGCGUCAGGCAAGAAAGCGCAGAGGACGGAAGCGCCGAUCCUACAAUGUCCACCACCCCUGGGAGCCAGGCCAUGGUCUAAGCGAGGGCUCGGACUCCAGCGUGGAAGAGCCCAGCCGGGACCCCUAUCGGGAGGCACAUAGUCAUAGCAAGAAGGACCACAGCGACUCUGAUGACCAGAUGCUGGUUGCCAAGCGGCGGCCCUCUGCUGGUUUGAACAACAACGUCCGGGGAAAGCGACCCUUGUGGCACGAGUCCGAUUUCGCCGUGGACAGCCUAAGUGGCCGGACUUGGCGACGGCGGCGGAAGGUGAAGCGCAUGGCUGUGGACUUCCCGCAGGAGGUGGCCAGCAAGCGGGUCACGGCCCAGCCCCUGGAUGGCUGCCGGGACCAGACCAUGGCGCAUGACGACGGCACCUGCCAGGACCAGGAGUUGCCCAAGACCAAAGUCAAGAAGCGGAAACUGAAGGCAGCCAGACCUGGGCCCCGGGGCCAGGACGAGGGCGUGGUGCUGGAGAGCGAGGAUGCCAGCCAGCCGGGCAAGGACAAGAUGGAAUUCGAAGAGCAAAAGGUGUUGGAUGAACUCAUGAGUGAAAGUGACUCCAGCAGCCUGAGUAGCACCGACGCGGGUUUGUUCACCAAUGAUGAAGGAAGGCAAGGUGAUGAUGAGCAGAGUGACUGGUUCUAUGAGAAAGAAUCAGGCGGAGCUUGUGGCAUCACUGGGAUUGUGCCCUGGUGGGAGAAGGAAGAACCCACAGAGCUGGACAAGAACUUCCCAGAUCCAGUCUUUGAGAGUAUCUUAACUGGUUCUUUCCCCCUUAUGUCACACUCAGGCAAAAGAGGUUUCCAAGCAAGACUCAGUCGCCUCCAUGGAAUGCCUUCCAAGAACAUUAAAAAAUCUGGGGCAGCCUCAUCUUCAAUGGUGACCAGUCCUGGCCCGGUCAAUAAUAACAAGAGGAUGGUUCACUUUUCCCCUGAUUCUCAUCACCACGACCACUGGUUCAACCCUGGGGCAAGGGCAGAGCACAGCCAGCUCCUGAGAGAGAGCCGUGGUGAAAGAGGAUACAAGAAGAACUGUUCUGUGAAAACAGCGAGCAGGCAAACAAGCAUGCAUUUAGGAUCCUUAUGCACUGGAGAUAUCAAACGGAGAAGGAAGGCGGCACCUUUGCCUGGACCCACAACAACAGGGUUCGUGGGGGAGAACGCCCCACCGAUCCUGGAGAACAACAUCGGGAACCGAAUGCUCCAGAACAUGGGCUGGACACCAGGCUCAGGCCUGGGGCGCGACAGCAAGGGAAUAGCCGAGCCUAUCCAGGCAUUACAGAGGCCCAAGGGGCUGGGGCUGGGCUUUCCUCUCCCCAAAAACACUACUGCCAUCACUGCCCCCAGUUCGGGAAAAUCCUGCUGAGAAGAAAAGCCAAGAGGAAGCCCUAUUCCCAGCUCAUUCACACCAUUGGCUCAAAGGCAGAGGUGGAGACCAUGUUCCAAGCUAAAUUCUGUGGUUUUGACUACCUACCCCUUCACUAAGCUGCCUGUGUGCAAGAGAUUUUAGCAAAGGGCCAAUACCGCUGUCCAUGGUGCUAACAUGAAAGUCAGAGGAGAUGAAAGGGGCCUGCUAAGAAUUUGC
Suncus etruscus (white-toothed pygmy shrew) is the source of this 1884-nucleotide messenger RNA. It is a transcript of the gene GPATCH2, whose product is annotated as G-patch domain containing 2. Gene Ontology annotation, molecular function: nucleic acid binding. The coding region runs from base 76 to 1665 and encodes 529 amino acids. The transcript has 10 exons. The record is from RefSeq and is a predicted model, not a curated record. NCBI's taxonomy places the organism in Eukaryota, Metazoa, Chordata, Mammalia, Eulipotyphla, Soricidae.